GAGAGACAGAGAGCCUGGUGAGGGCACGCAUCUACCGUGAGGGCACUGGGCAAGCCAGUCAAGGUGCUUGUCACAUAUCUCGGGGGUGAGUCGUGGUCUGUAAUAAAAUAUGCUGGCUGGGCUCAUCCAGCUCGUUAGCACGCCAUGUCGGUGAUUGUGGCUCAGUCACAUUAUAUCUUUGGACUCAGGGCGCAAGUUCUCAAUAACAUCUGUUACUUUGAUGAGCAAACCAUCAUAUUCCCAUCCGGUAACAACUGUAUAAAGUACAACGUAGAUCAGAAAUGGCAAAAAUUCAUCCCAGGCUCGGAAAAGAGUCAGGGCAUGCUGGCGCUAGCAAUCAGCCCCAACCAUCGUUACCUCGCCAUGUCCGAGAAGGGCUCAGACAAAGCAACAAUCACAGUCUACGACUUGGCGUCCACGCCAUUCAAGAAGCGUAAAGUGCUGAGCGCUCCUGACUUCCAAGCCCAGGAGUUUGUCAGUAUUGCUUUCUCCCCGGACUCCAAGUACCUCGUGGCUCAGUCAGGGUUUCCCGAGUGGCAGAUCGUCUUCUGGAUGUGGGAGAAACACAAAGUGAUGGCGACUGUGAGGAUAGACAGUCAGAAUAACUCCAUUUAUCAGGUGAGCUUCAACCCCCAUGACAAUACACAGAUCUGCGUCACGGCCAACGGAGUGUUCAAAUUGUUUCGAUACAUUGAGGGGAACCUGAAACAAACGAACUUUCAGAAAGUGGAGGCCCAAAACUUUCUGUGCCACACGUGGCUGUCUGAAGACCGAGUCAUCUGUGGAACGGACAAUGGCAAACUCUGUCUGUGGGAGUCUGGGGAUCUGCGGUGGGAACAUUACAUCAGUGGAGAAGACAUCCGCCCUGGCCUGUCCGAAAAACGAAGCCUAACAGAAGAUAGCCGCACUCCCUCUACAUUGGACAGCGCUGAGACGCCUCCCAUGCGCAUUCAUUCUGUUUCGGCAUAUUCCAAAGGAUUCCUGUGUUCCGGUGGCCCCGGCAGAGUCUGUAUCUUUGAGAAAGUAGAAGAUCGAGAACUUUACAAGAGAGGCCGGAACAUUAGAAUCCCACAAAAUGAGCACAGUAGUGACCCCAGUCUGUCCGAGCAGCAGGAGGUUCUGUGUGUGUGUCUGAGCCCCUCGGAAGAGACCGUUCUCGUCAGUACCAAUAAGAGUCAGCUCUACAGCAUUGCCUUGUCCUCUGCCGAAAUCACUAAGGGGGAUGACGCCCAUUUUGAGUUCCUGACUGAGUCUUGGCAUUCCUCCGCCAUCACCGGCCUGAGCGUCUGUGUCCGCAAACCCCUCAUCGCUACCUGCUCGUUGGACCACUCUGUGCGCAUCUGGAACUUUGAGAACAACACUCUGGAGCUGUACAAGGAGUAUCAGGAGGAAGCGUACAGCGUCUCUCUGCACCCUUCCGGCUUGUAUGUUCUGGUGGGAUUUUCCGACAAGCUGCGUCUGAUGAACCUGCUGAUCGAUGACAUCCGUCCAGUCAAAGAAUUUACAGUCCGCGGCUGUCGAGAGUGUGUGUUUAGCCACGGAGGGCACCUCUUCGCUGCUGUAAAUGGCAAUGUCAUCCACAUUUAUUCCUCUAUAACCUUCGAAAAUGUAACAAACCUUAAAGGCCACAAUGGGAAGGUGCGCUCUGUGGUGUGGAGUGCCGAUGACAGUAAGCUAGUGUCCUGCGGCCUGGAAGGAGCCGUGUAUGAGUGGAACUCACUGAGCGGUAAGAGGGAGUCCGAGUGUGUACUCAGAUCCUGCAGCUACAGCUCUGUGGCCCUGUCCCCCGACUCCAAAACCAUAUUCGCUGUUGGAUCCGACCAGACGCUGAAGGAGAUCAGUGAUUCCCAGAUAAUGCGGGAAGCUCCAUCCUUCGAUGUUACAUACACAGCGGUAGCCAUUUCUCACUCCGGGCGAAUGGUUUUCACUGGUACAUCUAACGGAACUGUGCGCUCCAUGAAAUACCCACUACCACUGAACAGGGAAUAUAAUGAGUACCAGGCCCAUGCGGGGGCAGUGACCAGGCUGAUGGUGACAUUUGAUGACCAGUAUCUACUGUCAAUUUCGGAAGACGGGUGUCUAAUGCUGUGGAAAAUUUCUGACAAGGAGGGCCGAGGACUGAAGCGUGAUAAAGAAGUGGGAUAUGCUGAGGAGGUCUUGAUCACCAGUUCUGACCUGGAGGAAAAGAACCAGGUGAUGUUGGAGCUAAAGACACGUGUGGAGGAACUGAAAAUGGAAAAUGAGUAUCAGCUGCGACUGAAGGACAUGAAUUACAAUGAGAAGUUGAAGGAGCUGACAGAGAAAUUCAUCCAGGAGAUGGAGGUGCUUAAAACCACAAACCAGAUACUGAAGGCUGAAGCAGAAAAACAGGAACAGAGGUAUCAGGAAGAAAUAUCUGAGCUGAUAGAAAAACAAUCCAGAGAAAUGCAGGACCUGGAGAUGGCCAAUAACCAGAAGCUGCUGCUUGAGUAUGAGAAGUACCAGGAGCUUCAGGUGAAAUCGCAGCGGAUGCAGGAGGAUGACGAGAGACAGCUGCAUGAACUGGAGGAGAGCAAGACCCAGGCCUUGGAGGAGCUGACCGAAUACUACGAGGCCAGACUCCAUGAGAAAGUGUCCCAGCUGCAGCAUACCCAGGAAGAAGCUCUUCAGCAGUUAAGGGAGUUCGAAGAGACAAAAAAGCAGAUAGAAGAGGACGGAGACCGAGAAAUCCAGGACAUAAAGAUAAAAUAUGAGCGGCGCCUGAGGGAGGAGAGAGAGACCUCGCUGCGUCUGAAGGGAGAGAGCGGAAUCAUGAGGAAAAAGUUCAGCAGUCUACAGAAAGAGAUUGAGGAACGCGCCGCAGACAUUGAGAGAAUGAAGGUGGAACAGCAGAAGCUGCAGAGUGUCAUUAAGUCACUGGAGAAGGACAUCCUGGGGCUGAAGAGAGAGAUUCAGGAGCGGGAUGAAACGAUACAGGACAAGGAGAAGAGGAUUUAUGACCUAAAGAAGAAGAACCAAGAGUUGGAGAAGUUCAAGUUUGUUCUGGAUUAUAAAAUCAAAGAGCUGAAGAAGCAAAUUGAGCCCCGGGAAAACGAGAUCAAGGAGAAGAAGGAGCAAAUCCAGGAGAUGGAAGCGGAGUUGGAGCGUUUCCACAAGCAGAAUACGCAGCUGGAUCUGAACAUCACGGAGCUGAAGCAGAAGCUGAAUGCGGCACAUCGGGAGAUGCAGCGGGAGAGACAGAAGGUUCGAGAUGUUGAAGCCAUCGUGAAACGCUUCAAGAUUGACCUGCACAAUUGUGUUGGGUUUAUUCAGGAGCCUAAAAAGCUGAAAGACACCAUCCGGGAGUUGUACUUGAAAUACAUGCAGGAGGGUGACGCAGCAGAAAUAGUUGGUAAAGACGCUGACAUCCAGCGGGAAUACGCCCAGCAGCGGGAACAUCUGGAGCGCAGCCUGAGCACACUGCAGAGGAAACUAGUGAAGGACACAGAGAUUCAUCGCGCGGAUAACGUGCGGGUUAUGCAGGAAAACGUAACACUGAUUAAGGAGAUCAAUGAAUUACGUCGUGAACUGAAAGUCUGCCGUACGAAGGUCCACGACCUGGAGGUAGCGCUUGGGUUGGACAGAAGGAAUAGGAGCGGCCUGACAGACUCAAAAGAGUCCUCCGUUGGGGUCCAGGCUUCCCCAGUAGUCCUGCGGCUGAACAUCGAGGAAGAGACGGAGAGGAUCAUUGAAAUGCAGAAACUGGAGAUCAAACGGUUACGGGACUUGAUUCCAUCGCAGGAUGUCACAGUGGGAAUCAGGCCGCCCUCUGGGGGUAAAUUACCUUCAAUCACAGCCUGAUCCUAUGGAGAUCAAUGCAAACAAACUGAAAUCAUUCACUUACUAACCCAAUAAACACGAUUUGCCUCAUU
Pseudophryne corroboree (corroboree frog) is the source of this 3890-nucleotide messenger RNA. It is a transcript of the gene CFAP57, whose product is annotated as cilia and flagella associated protein 57. The transcript has 23 exons. The record is from RefSeq and is a predicted model, not a curated record. The coding region runs from base 145 to 3819 and encodes 1224 amino acids. Lineage: Eukaryota; Metazoa; Chordata; Amphibia; Anura; Myobatrachidae. Gene Ontology annotation, molecular function: protein binding.